Molecule: messenger RNA, 831 nt
Organism: Anopheles aquasalis
Lineage: Eukaryota; Metazoa; Arthropoda; Insecta; Diptera; Culicidae
Source: RefSeq, a predicted model, not a curated record
AAUUGUCCCUUAGAAUAACGACUUAUAAGAAUAUUGACUAUUUACUGCGAUCUUUUUUAUCUCUAAUUUCUCACUUCUCAUUCUUGAUCGCUAUGCUACACUCAACAACACACUGAAUGUUCCACCGUUCCAACUCUGCCACGCCACGCACACUUUUCAGCUGCACGAGCCGGGACUACUAUGUCUACCAAGUCACGAGUCCUGCUCCUCCUCCUCCUCCUCCUCCAGUUCAGGACGACAUCAAGGGGACGAAGGUUGGGCGAACUGGGAAUGGAGGCAACAUUACUCCUGGCAGCGAGAAGCGCAUCAUCGGCAGUCUAGCGGCACUCAACUGUCGUCGCCUUGAUGCCGGUGAUGAUGAAGAUACGGAUACUGAGGAUGGUUAUAUGGUGGAAAGAUCUCUACCGGAACUGCAGCAUUCCUACUCCAGUAGCUCCUCCUCUGCUACCUCCUGCUCCACCAGCAGCACCGGUGGCCAUUCGUUCACUUCCUCUUCCAACACUUCCUGCCAGUCCAUUCCACGGAACUGGCUAGAGCUCGUGGGCCCAAAGAUUCCCUUUCCAUUCCGCAAAAGGACUCUCGUGUUGAUGUAAGUGCCCGACGUGUGUGUUGUAUCGAUGUUUGCCGUGUUUCCGCUACCGUCGUUUGGAGCUUUGGGACAUUUGUUGCGUGUGCGCUUUGCUUUGCUUAGUUUGCUGUUGUAUUGUUUUUGCAGACUAUUUGCUGUGUCUUGAUGUGUGAGUUUGGUUUUCGUUUUUUUAUGUAUAAAUAUUAGUAUUUGCCAGGAAUUGCAAAUCACAUUACAGAUGAUUUGACAACUCUUGUUGAAUA